AUGACAGUCCUCACUAUAGAUUCGAAUUCAACACCAGAAUUUCCGACCCCCGAACCGGGUUGCAACACAGCCGCGCCCGGAAGCACAGAAACACAAACAGAGGAGGCAGAGCAGCGGCCAGUCAAGGCGGGCGAGGCGCCGAUCAAAAAGGAGUUUCUCGCCAAGGUCACUCCAGCCGCAGCCGCACCCAGCACCGAGCCUUGCACAGAGCCCUCUGCCGCCCCGGCCAAGGCCACCGGCGGGCAGAACGCAAACCGGCGCGCGCAAAACAAAAACAAAGCAUACCAGGUGUCUACUUCCGACCGGCUGUGCGCUAAAUUCUCGCUCGGCGAGGACUGCCCGUUCGGCGACAAAUGCACGUUCAGCCACGACAUCACCAAGUACCUCACGGAAAAGCCUGUUGACCUAGGCACACAGUGCGUUCUCUUUGACACCUACGGCGCAUGCAAGUACGGGCUGCGGUGCCGCUACGCUGGCGCGCACACCAACGCUGAGCACAAGCAGAUGCAGGUCGAGGGCAAGCAGCAGCUCUAUGCGCACAACGACUUUGGCCGCGAGAUCCAGAUCAGAAUGCGCAAGAAGCAGAUUACUUUUCCGCGCACCGACGCCUUUGACCGCACGUACGCGGCCAGCAGCAGCGGCGAACCACCCAUAACAGACCAGGAGCCCAAGCGCCAGAAGACCGCGGGCAGAGUGGAUUUCCGCGCCAAAACCUACCUUGCGCCGCUGACGACAGUUGGAAACCUGCCAUUCCGACGCAUCUGCAAGGGGUUUGGCGUCGACAUCACGUGUUCAGAAAUGGCGCUGGCCGGCAACCUUCUGCAGGGCCAGCAAUCCGAGUGGGCGUUGCUGAAGCGGCACCCGAGCGAGACACUCUUCGGCAUCCAGCUCGCCGGCAACCGCGCCGACCAGCUGGGCCGCGCCGCCGAGGCAGUCGGCAAUGAGUGCCUGGUGGACUUCAUCGACCUCAACAUGGGCUGUCCCAUCGACAUGGCGUACAACAGCGGCGGCGGCAGCGCGCUGAUGGCGCAGUCGGCCAAGGUCGAGCGCAUCGUGCGCACGAUGCGUGCAGUUGUGGACUGCGAUAUCACCGUUAAGCUGCGCACUGGGAUCAGCUCCACCACGCCUGCCGCACACACCUUUGUGCCGGAGUUUGAGCGCUGGGGCGCCGCAUUGACCACCAUCCAUGGGCGCUCGCGCCAGCAGCGCUACACUAAGCACGCCGACUGGGGCUAUAUCGGUGAGUGCAAGCAGCGGGCAGCGCAGAUGCCAGUGUUUGGCGGCGGCGACGUGCUCUCGUGGGAGGAUUACUGGGCGCACUUGGAGGACGAAAAACAAUGCGACGGCGUCAUGAUCGGCCGCGGCGCGCUGAUUAAGCCCUGGGUGUUUAAGGAAAUCGAGGAGCGCCGUGUUUGGGAUAUUUCGGCAACGGAGCGCCUCGAUAUGCUAAGGGAGUUUGCGCGCUUCGGGAUGGAGCACUGGGGCACGGAUACGCAGGGAAUAGAUAAUGUGCGCAGAUACUUGCUCGAGUGGCAGUCGUUCUUGUACAGGUAUAUUCCGGCUGGCAUCUUGGAGGUUCUUCCACAGAAGAUGAAUCAGAGACCGCCGGCCUUUAUUGGCCGCAAUGAUUUGGAAACACUGAUGGGCAGUGAAAAGUCUCGCGAUUGGAUCAAGAUAUCAGAGAUGAUCCUCGGCCCCGUCUCCGACGACUUUACAUUUGUGCCCAAGCACAAGUCCAAUUCGUACGAAUAA
This is a messenger RNA of Kickxella alabastrina, 1752 nucleotides long. Its product is annotated as DUS3L protein. Bases 1 to 1752 code for a protein of 583 amino acids. The record is from RefSeq and is a predicted model, not a curated record. Gene Ontology annotation, molecular function: flavin adenine dinucleotide binding; metal ion binding; tRNA dihydrouridine synthase activity. The transcript has a single exon. Gene Ontology annotation, biological process: tRNA processing. Lineage: Eukaryota; Fungi; Kickxellomycota; Kickxellomycetes; Kickxellales; Kickxellaceae.